AUGCAAACAUUCAACGCUGCAGAAGAUCGGGCACUUCAGUAUUGUACAUAUCAGAGUGUCAACGUCAGUUCGCGUGUCCGCUGUGUUCGUAACUGUCAUUGUGAUUAUCCUAACUGUAAAUCAGUAAAUUAUGAUGACAUUCAUCACCUUUGUGAGCUGAAUAAUGCCACCAUUGCCCAGUUUCCUGAUAACUUGAUUACACACUUUGGUAGUGUGUACUACGAUGGCAAUAUGGACACUCCUCUCCUGUCCCAUGCACACCCUGAUACAACCGUCUCCUCUAUGCCUCGUAACAGCAGCUGCCAAGAGCUUCUUGAGGCGGGUCAGAAAGUGAGUGGUGUCUUUACAAUAUUUCCUGCCCGAUUUGCUUAUGGUUUGCAAGUGUACUGCGACAUGGAGACUGAUGGCGGAGGCUGGAUCGUCAUCCAGAGGCGUCAAGACGGCAGUGUUGACUUUUAUCGCAACUGGGCCGACUACGGGAACGGUUUCGGCAACUUGGAUGGGGAGUUCUGGCUUGGCAAUACUAACUUACGCAUCUUGACUGAGUCCGGCCCAAUGUGGCAGCUGCGUGUUGAUAUAUUGGAUUGGAAGGCUGCAGAAGUUUGGGCUGUUUAUGGAGAUUUCAGGGUUACAGGAGAACAAUUUCAGCUCCAUGUCGACGUGUACAAUGUUGAGAGUACAAUGUUGAGAGUACAGCAGGUGAUGCCCUUAUGUAUACUCUAGGGUUCAACUCUCCAUUCUUGAACAAUGGUAUGGUAUUUACUACGAAAGACAACGACAACGACCAACGCUUUGAGGCAGGCGACGAUCUAGCAGGCGAUGAGCUCAACUGUGCCAUCUUCGGAAAGGGAGGUUGGUGGUACAAUGACUGCUACCAGUGUAAUUUAAAUGGCCUUUAUUAUCAUGGAGGAACCCACUUUACA
This is a messenger RNA of Asterias rubens (European starfish), 923 nucleotides long. Its product is annotated as ficolin-1-B-like. The transcript has a single exon. The record is from RefSeq and is a predicted model, not a curated record. NCBI's taxonomy places the organism in Eukaryota, Metazoa, Echinodermata, Asteroidea, Forcipulatida, Asteriidae. The coding region runs from base 1 to 723 and encodes 240 amino acids.